Molecule: messenger RNA, 618 nt
Organism: Ornithodoros turicata
Lineage: Eukaryota; Metazoa; Arthropoda; Arachnida; Ixodida; Argasidae
Exons: 1
Coding region: 1-618 (205 amino acids)
Molecular function (GO): nucleic acid binding
Source: RefSeq, a predicted model, not a curated record
AUGUAUUCCACCCUCUCUCCCGUAAUCAAGGCAUCGCAGGCAGAACGGGUUAUACACACUUUACGCGACAGAAUAUUCUCUUGGUUUAGAGUAACCGGAAAAUACCACUUCGUUUCCGCGCUUCCAGAGAUUGUUCGUGACUACAAAAACACCAAACACAGGACUUUGGGCAUCAGCCCGUUCGAAGUCACGCCCGAAAACGAACUGGGGCUGUUCAAUAAGAUAAAUGGGAAGCCCGUCGUGCCCUCCGUGAAAAAGAAGCUCAAAGUGGGGGAUAAAGUGGGGGAUAAAGAGAGGGCCCUACUACACAGAAAAUGUUUUCAUAAGAGCUCGGAAGGGAGUUGGUCGCCUCAGAUUUUCUCCGUCUCCCGUCUGAGAGACACCUCGCCUCCCGUCGUGCACCUGGAAGAUUAUUGGGGUAAGGAAGUGGACGGAUCUUUCUACCCAGAGGAGGUACUUGUCGUAAUCCCGGACGCCAAUCAGCCUUGGUCAGUAACGAGAGUGCUGAGAAGGAAGAAAGUGAACGGUAAGAGCUUCUCCUUCGUUCGCUGGUUCGGUUGCAACAAAGAACAUGACAGUUGGGUUCCGAGCAGCGACGUGGUCAAGAUUGGGAAAUGA